AUGCAUACCGCCUGCAACCACCACCUCCUCUCUUCUACUUUCAUUCUUCAAAUACCUAAUAAGUUCACAAAACAUCACUCCGUUACUGUUUUCACAUCACCCACCACCAACGGCAAUAUUCUCAACCCAAUCCUCGGCUGCUCAAAGAAGUCGUCCAUAGAUGGACCCAAGAAAACCACUCGCAAAACUCCCAGGAGGUCAUCUUAUGGAAGCUCCAGGAAGUCAGUUUUGAGAAAAACUUUCAAACAAGAACAAGUGACGUUCACUGCACCGAUAUCUGAGGACCCGGUUGUUGCCAUAAUCGGCGGUGGCAUGUCUGGUCUUCUUUGUGCUCUCCAGUUGGAGAAGAGAGGAGUCCGGUCCACUGUUUUCGAUACGGGAAUCCAUGGACUUGGGGGAAGAAUGGGCACUAGAACAGUUGACCCUUCAAUGAUAUUUGAUCAUGCAGCUCAAUUUUUUACUGUAAGUAAUCCUCUGUUUUCUGAGCUGGUUGAUGAUUGGUCCCACAAAGGGUAUGUUCGGGAGUCAGUAGGUGUAAUUGGAGAGCUUGAAGCUGGUGGUGAUUUCUUUCCAUUUCCUUCUUCCCCUCCCAGAUAUAUAGCCAUCAAUGGAAUGCGUACCCUUGCAGAUUCACUACUUUCACAGAGUUCCAUGGUAAAUGUGGUGAGGCCUUGCUGGAUAAGCUCUAUUGAACCUUUCAAUGGAAUGUGGCACUUGAGUGAGAAUGGAAAACAUCGUGGAGAAUUUGAUGCCAUUGUUAUUGCACAUAAUGGUAAAUGUGCAAACAGAUUGCUUUCCACAUCAGGAUUACCACUUAUUGCAAGACAAAUGAAGAGACUUGAUCUUAGUUCUAUAUGGGCUCUUCUAGCUGCAUUUGAAGAGCCUCUUCCUUUACCCCCCAAAGCAGCUGGAAUUCCAUUUGAAGGAGCUUUUGUAAAAGGAAUCGACUCCAUAUCAUGGAUAGGAAACAACACACAAAAACUAUUCAAUUCUCAGAAUGAAGGACCUCAUUGUUGGACCAUUUUCAGCACAUCAUCCUUCGGAAAGCGCCAUAAAGUUCCACAGGAGAAUAUUCCUAAUGCCACAGCAGAGAAGGUGAAAGGAUUGAUGCUUGCAGGUGUUGAGAAUGCCCUAGGGGUACCAAUUGGAUCACUUAAGAAACCAAUAUAUACACGUGUACAAUUGUGGGGUGCAGCUCUUCCUACAAAUAGCCCUGGUAUUCCUUGCAUUUUUGAUCCUCUUGGAAGAGCUGGCAUUUGUGGUGAUUGGUUGCUCGGAUCAAGUUUAGAGGCUGCAGCCCUAAGUGGAAUUUCCCUAGCAAAUCAUACUGCAGAUUAUCUGAAAAGCGGAGGAUCACGACCAGAUGAGUUUGCUAAUCCAAUAAUAAGGAUAUACAUGAGGCUCAAGUUCAACUUGGAGUUUAACUAUUCACAUGGACAAUAUAUAAUCUUUCCUUGCACUAUUUGGAGUUAUUGCCCAGGGAAUUUGAAGAGAGACUCUAGUUAAGCAUUUUUGGAGUAGCGUAUUAAGAUUAGUAGAGUUGUAGGAAGAUAGCAUGUGGAUGGGUGAUAAAUAUGUUGUACUCAUGGGAGAGAGUUAGAUAGAUAUACCAACAUAAGCUCCUUAUUAUGAGGAUUGUAGUGUAACACUAUUGCUACUAGAUUUAUUAAAUCAUGAUUUCCACAUUACUCUUGUAAUUAUUGUAACACCUAUCAUUUUGUGGAUUUGAUGUUUGAACAUUAUAGUAAUUGUUGG
Messenger RNA from Lactuca saligna, 1755 nucleotides. The record is from the annotation of a GenBank genome assembly. Lineage: Eukaryota; Viridiplantae; Streptophyta; Magnoliopsida; Asterales; Asteraceae.